Messenger RNA from Myodes glareolus (Bank vole), 564 nucleotides. NCBI's taxonomy places the organism in Eukaryota, Metazoa, Chordata, Mammalia, Rodentia, Cricetidae. The record is from RefSeq and is a predicted model, not a curated record.
AUGGCCUACAGUUGCUGCUCUGGAGCCUUCUCCUCCUGCUCCCUUAGGCGCUGUCUGCCCUCUUCAGGUUCUUCCUACCCCAGCAACCUGGUCUACACCACUACCAGUUGCUCUCCCAGCCCCUGCCAGGUGGGAUCCUCUCUGAACACCGGCUGUCAGGAGACCUGCAUUGGGCCCACCAGCUGCCAGAGGUCCUGCGUGGUGUCCAGACCCUGCCAGGUGGAAUCUUCUCUGAACACUGGCUGUCAGGAGACCCGUAUGGAGCCCAUCAGUUGCCAGAGGUCCUGCGUGGUGUCCAGGCCCUGCCAUAUGCCCUGCUACUACCCGAAGAGCUCCACACUUUGCAAUCCCUGCCAGGGAACGUCUGCUGGGUCUCUGGGCUUAUGGUGCAGCAGCUGCCAAUCCCUGGGCUGUGGAUCUAGAAGCUGCUACUCAGGGGGCUGUGGAUCCAGUGGCUUUAGAUCUAUGGCUUACAGACUCUAUGACUUCCCUUCCCUGAGUGAUGGGUCCAAAAUCUAUUACCCAACCUACUUGGCUGCUAGUUCCUGCCACUCUUUUUGUUAG